Messenger RNA from Pseudozyma flocculosa PF-1, 3483 nucleotides. RefSeq lists its product as uncharacterized. The coding region runs from base 1 to 3483 and encodes 1160 amino acids. The record is from RefSeq and is a predicted model, not a curated record. The transcript has a single exon. NCBI's taxonomy places the organism in Eukaryota, Fungi, Basidiomycota, Ustilaginomycetes, Ustilaginales, Ustilaginaceae. Gene Ontology annotation, molecular function: nitrite reductase [NAD(P)H] activity; heme binding; 2 iron, 2 sulfur cluster binding.
AUGGCGCCAAUUCCAACAGAAGUGGCCUACACGCCCACCGACUCGCUCUCACAUUGUUGCUCGAGCUCCGAAUCCGGCAUCGACAAUGCACCCCUCACAAGAGCGACAACACCAGACUCGUCCGCCUCGUCGGUCGCAGGCAGGAGGAGGCACGCCGUCGUCGUCGGCCUCGGCAUGGUCGGCAUCGCCUUUGUCGAGAAGCUGCUCAAGUACGACCUCGAAGGCGGCCGCGAAGAGUGGCAGGUGACCGUCAUCGGCGAGGAGCCCCACAUCGCCUACAACCGCGUCGGACUCACCCAGUACUUUACCAACCGCAGUAUCGAGGCGCUCUACCUCAACCCGCUCGCCUGGUACUCGUCGCACGCCAAGGGCAAGCUCACAUACCACACCUCGGACCCCGCAGUGGCCAUCGACGCCGAGGCCAAGGUCGUCAAGACGGCAAAGGGCCUCGAGAUCGAGUACGACGAGUGCAUCCUGGCCACCGGCUCCGACGCGGCAUUGCCACCCUACAUCUCGCGCAAGCGCUUCUUCGAGACCAAGGGCACCUUCGUCUACCGCAGCAUCCAGGAUCUCGACGACAUCAUCGGCUACGCUCAAGACGCACCAAGCACGCUCGGGCGGCGCAUCCGCAAGGCGGCGGUCAUCGGCGGCGGCCUCUUGGGCCUCGAAGCUGCAAAAGCGCUCCUCGACCUCGACGAGGUCGACCAGGUGGUGCUGGUCGAGCGCAACCGCUGGGUGCUCAGCCGGCAGCUGGACCAGGAGGGCGGUACCAUGGUGCUCGACAAGGUGCGCGACCUCGGCGUCGAGGUCCUCCUUCAGGCGAGGGUGCGCGACCUUCAGUGGGACGGGACGGACCGCCUCACUGGCAUGGUGCUCGAGGCCAAGGACGGCAAGCCAGAAGAGGUCUUUGAGGUCGACAUGCUCGUCUUUGCCGUCGGUAUCAAGGCGCGCGACGAGCUGGCCACCUCCAUCACGCCCUACUCGCCCGCCAUUCACAAGCGCGGCGGCGGAUUCGUGGUCGACACCCGCCUCAGCACGUCGAUCCCGCACCUCUACGCCAUUGGCGAGUGCGCAUCCUUCCUCGACCAGACCUUCGGCCUGAUCGCGCCCGGCGUCGAGAUGGCCGAGGUGCUCGCCUUCAACCUCACCGAGGGCCCGCAUCACAAGCUGCGCGACAUGAAGGCGCCGGACGUCAGCACCAAGCUCAAGCUGAUGGGCGUCGAUGUGGCCUCGUUCGGAGACUUCUUCGCCGACCAGGGCAAGAUCAGCAAGCCGCUCCCCUCGGCCGGCCGGGCCGCUGCAAGGAAGGGCGCCAUCGCCAUCCCGCCGCCCGAAGAGGUCAAGAAGCAGGUCAAGGCCCUCACCUACCGCGACCCCUUCUCGGACGUCUACAAGAAGUACAUCUUCACCGCCGACGGCAAGUACCUGCUCGGCGGCAUGAUGGUCGGCGACGUAAAGGACUACAUCAAGCUCGUCAGCCUCACAACCAAGGGCAUGGCGAUCGAGAAGCCGCCCGCCGAGCUCAUCGUCGGCGCCAAGAAGGAGGGCGAGGACGAGGGCGCCGACCUGCCCGACGACGCCCAGAUCUGCAGCUGCCACAACGUCACCAAGGGCAUGGUGGUGCAGUGCGUCAAGGACGGCGGCAUCCGCUCCUUUGGCGAGAUGAAGGCCAGCACCAAGUGCGGCUCCGGCUGCGGCGGCUGCGUGCCCCUCGCCACCAGCAUCUUCAACAAGGCGCUGAAGGAGGCCGGCGUCGAGAUCUCCAACCACCUCUGCGCUCACUUCGCCUACUCCCGCCAGGAGCUCUUCCAGAUCGUCAAGUUCAAGAAGCUCAAAGACUUCUCGACGGUCAUGCGAACGGUGGGCAAGACGCCCAACAGCCUCGGUUGCGAGGCGUGCCGGCCGGCGGUGGGCAGCAUCCUCAGCUCGCUCUACAACGAGUGGAUCAUGCAGCCCUCGCUGCGGCAGACGCAGGACACCAACGACCGCUACCUCGCCAACGUGCAGCGCGACGGCACCUACAGCGUGGUCCCCCGGCUGCCGGCGGGAGAGGUGACGCCGGCCGGCCUCAAGGCGAUCGGCGAGGUGGCGGACAAGUUCAAGCUGUAUACCAAGAUCACCGGCGGCCAGCGUAUCGACAUGUUUGGCGCCAAGAAGCAGGACCUGCCGGCCAUCUGGGAGAUACUGGUCGACGCCGGCUUCGAGAGCGGUCACGCGUACGGCAAGGCGCUGCGCACCGUCAAGUCGUGCGUCGGCAGCACGUGGUGCCGGUACGGCGUCGGAGACUCGGUCGGCCUGGCGCACGAGCUCGAGUCGCGCUACAAGGGCAUUCGCGCGCCGCACAAGUUCAAGGGCGGCGUCUCGGGCUGCGUGCGCGAGUGCGCCGAGGCUCAGGGCAAGGACUUUGGCCUGAUCGCCACCACCAAGGGCUGGAACGUCUACCUGGGCGGCAACGGCGGCGCCAAGCCGCGCCACGCCGAGCUCGUCGCCGAGGACGUGACCAAGCGGCAGGCCAUCAAGAUCCUCGACCGCUUCAUCAUCUUCUACAUCCGCUCGGCCGAUAAGCUCGAGCGGACGGCGAGGUGGAUCGAAAAGUUCCCCGGCGGCAUCAAGGGGCUCAAGGAGGUCAUCGUCGACGACAAGCUGGGCAUCUGCGCCGAUCUGGAAAAGGAGAUGGAGGUGCUGGUCGGCACCUACCACUGCGAAUGGACCAACGUGGUCAAGGAUCCGCUGCGCAAGAAGGCCUUCAAGCAGUUUGUCAACACCGACGAGACCCAAGCGGUCUCGGAGAUGAUCACCGAGCGCGAGCAGCAGCGGCCGGCCGACUGGCCCGUCGACAGCAGCCCGCUUCGCUUCAGCGUGCUCGACGUGGCCAAGUCGGCGCCGUGGGAGUUCCGGCCGGUCUGCCGCCUCUCGGACCUGGACAGGCAGGACGACUCGCCGACGAGCGCCACGAUCAAGUACGGCGACGUCCAGAUCGCCGUGUGGAACAUCCCCGGGCGCGGUCUGCGGGCGGCGCAGAACAUGUGCCCGCACCGGCGCGCGUUUGUGCUCAGCGACGGCCUGAUCGGCGAGGACGCAAAGGGGCGCGACUACGUCUCGUGCCCGCUGCACAAGCGCAACUACCUUCUCAGCGCCAAGUCCGACGAGGAGGGCGGCAACUGCACCAACGACGGCGACUACUCGAUCAUGACGUUCGAGACCAGGGCCGACGAGGAGACCGACACCGUCUACCUCCGACUCCCGCCCACCGACGCCCUCGACGCCGUCCUCUCGACGUCCAAGUGGAUGCUGAGGAAGGCCACCGAGGAGUCGGACCUCAUCGCCGGUGGGCAGUCGCACUCGAUCGAGAUCACCGGCCCCCUCAGCGACGCCGAGACGGCUUCCAAGCAGCGCCCGUCCUCGUCCGACUCUCAGCCCUCUUCUUCUUCGCCGGCUGCGCCAAAGAAGGCGUCUUGCGGCGAGAGCGCCCUAGACUGGUAG